AUGGAUAAGUUAUACAACGUGAGGGACAUAUUUAAGAGUGUUGCAUCAAAAUACGAUUUUAUGAAUGACCUUAUGAGUUUUGGUGUACAUAGGUUUUGGAAGGAUUGUCUAGUUGGUCUAUUGGAGCCAAAACUGAUAUCGCACUGGCAGAGUGUAGAGAGGUGUUUACUUUCAAGCAAUAGGGGACGAAUUUUAAAGGCCAGGGUACCAAAGUUGAGCAUAAUAGACCUGGCAGGAGGGACUGGCGACAUAGCCUUUAGAAUAAAUGACCUAUCCAACCACCUUGCGUUUAAAACUGCCAAUGGUUUUCAAUAUCAUUGCGAAUAUUCACGGAAAUUCUACCCAAAAAUAUCAAUUGUAGAUGUAUCAGAGGAAAUGAUCGCCGAAGGCAAGAGAAGGUAUAGAGACCAGUACGGCGGUCAGACGGGCGUAACGGAAUGGUUGGGCAAUUCAGAUGAAACAGGUAACGUCGAAUGGAUCCUUGGUCCUGCAGAAGAAAUUCCACUAGAAGAUUCAUCGGCAGAUAUUAUCACAAUCGCAUUUGGUGCGAGGAACUUUGAUAAUUUAAGCCAAGGGUUGUUAGAAUGCAAACGGGUACUUAAGCCAAACGGCGAACUUUACAUUCUAGAAUUCAGUAAAUGCAAAUUACCGGUACUUUCUGCGCUUUAUAGCGUGUAUUCCCACUUGGUGAUUCCAAAGAUGGGGAAAGUGGUUGCCAACGAUGAAGACGCAUACCAAUACCUAGUGGACUCGAUAGAAGCGUUCCCUGGACAACUAGAUUUUGCUAAAAUUAUUGAAGAUUGUGGUUUUCAUGAAGUAUCCCACUUGGAUUUAUCCGGAGGGAUUGUUGCGAUACACAAGGCUGUCAAGAGAUAG
Babesia microti strain RI is the source of this 876-nucleotide messenger RNA. RefSeq names its product ubiquinone biosynthesis methyltransferase. Gene Ontology annotation, biological process: ubiquinone biosynthetic process. The transcript has a single exon. The record is from RefSeq and is a predicted model, not a curated record. Gene Ontology annotation, molecular function: methyltransferase activity. Bases 1 to 876 code for a protein of 291 amino acids. NCBI's taxonomy places the organism in Eukaryota, Apicomplexa, Aconoidasida, Piroplasmida, Babesiidae.